AUUGGAACUGCGAAGGGACAAUUUAUGUUACGUUUUAAAGAAAUAUAAAUUAAUCUGUACUUAUAAUUAUUACUUUUAUUUUAAGGUUUAGUAUGCUUUUUUGAAGCGGAACACAUAACUAUCGAUGUCCUGAAAAUAAUGAGAAAUGAUGACAUAGAUGAAGUUACAAAAAAAAUUAAAAUUGGGGACCGACUUAUAUUCAAGUAUCAAUUUGAAAAUUGGAAGGAUGAAAAUUGCACUCCGUCAUUAGCUCGAAGAUAUAUGAAACAAAGUUCUGAUAAUACCUCAUCUUCAUCCUUUUUAUCUUCGCAAUCAUCAGAUGAAAUGGACUCUACACCAGCAGUAAUAGAUAUUUUAAAACAACAUAAAGUUGGCUGUAAUAUUGUUGAACAAUACGAAAAAUUACAAUUAUUAACUGAACAUCAGCGUAUUAUUAUUAUGAAUAUUAUAGUUGAAUAUUUCUAUUCAAGAAAUAUUACAAUGACUUUACAAAUCAGCUAUCGUUUGGAAAAAGAAAUAUUAAAAAUAUUUCCAAGAGAAAAAUUGGAAUUUUAUCGCACAGAGAGGCGUGGACGAAUUUAUAUAAAAUACCACAACAACAAAAACAAAUUAAAAAUGUAUGAAAAUGAAGCUAAAUCCUCAACUGCAGUUCUUGAAGCGAAGGAUAAAUUUGUACCUGAAGACAACGCUCAAAUAUGUAUGCAGAGUUUAAAAUAUGAUAAUCUUACAGCAGAAGACUUUAAAGCAACCUGGUCAGCAUGUGCAAAAUUUCGUUUGAGCCAAAUUCACGUUGAAGCGAAAAAUAUUAAUGAGGCACUAGUGAAUUGGCCACAAUACCGAGGCCCUAUUGGAUCACAACUGAUGGAUUUAGAUUUUAAGGUUCUCCAGGAAAAAUAUUCAACAAUUGCUGAAAGUGACGAAAAAUUGAAAAAAAUAUUCAACUACUUGAAAAGUCAUGAAACUAUUUAUAAUAAUGAAAUUAAAAAUGUUGUCAACAGUUUGCAGUGGGAUGAUAUAGAAAAAGAUAAAAAUGGAUUUCUCCUGAAAAUAUUAUGGUGUGUUCACUACUUUUUACCCCCAACAAAGAAAUUUCUUAAAAAAGACGUCAAUGGAAAAAAGGAUUUUGGAAAAUUUUCCUUAAAAAACUCCCAAGAAUCGUUUAUAUACAUAAAUGAGACAAUGCAAUCACUAGAGGAUCACACCGAUUUCUUAAUAGCCAAAGGAAUUCAUGCCUCAAACGAAGGUUUUUCUCUUAGUGCAGGAGAUUUAUUAUUGGAAAUGUUUAGUACAAUACCAAUGGAUUUAGAUUUUAAGGUUCUCCAGGAAAAAUAUUCAACAAUUGCUGAAAGUGACGAAAAAUUGAAAAAAAUAUUCAACUACUUGAAAAGUCAUGAAACUAUUUAUAAUAAUGAAAUUAAAAAUGUUGUCAACAGUUUGCAGUGGGAUGAUAUAGAAAAAGAUAAAAAUGGAUUUCUCCUGAAAAUAUUAUGGUGUGUUCACUACUUUUUACCCCCAACAAAGAAAUUUCUUAAAAAAGACGUCAAUGGAAAAAAGGAUUUUGGAAAAUUUUCCUUAAAAAACUCCCAAGAAUCGUUUAUAUACAUAAAUGAGACAAUGCAAUCACUAGAGGAUCACACCGAUUUCUUAAUAGCCAAAGUUUGA
Lucilia sericata (common green bottle fly) is the source of this 1662-nucleotide messenger RNA. RefSeq lists its product as uncharacterized. The record is from RefSeq and is a predicted model, not a curated record. The coding region runs from base 139 to 1662 and encodes 507 amino acids. NCBI's taxonomy places the organism in Eukaryota, Metazoa, Arthropoda, Insecta, Diptera, Calliphoridae. The transcript is spliced from 9 exons.